AAUAAUAAUAAUAAUAAUAAUAAAGUUAUUUACAUUUUCUAAGAAAAAGAAAAGUUUAUAGAAAUUAAUCACAUUUAAUUAUGGUAAUCUAUUGUUAAAAAAAACAUUCAAAUCCAAACUAUUUAUUAUUGAAAACAAAAUUAGAAAAAAAUGGUUGGAACAUCACAAAGCUCUGGUAAACCCGGUGAUUUAAUCUGCCUAUGUAUUGGAGGUCGAUUAUUUGUAACUAGAAGAGCUACACUUUAUCGAUUACCAGACAGUCGACUUUAUUUAAUUGCUACACAAGGAUCAAGUAAUCAAGAGUCGAAUAUAAAUUACACAAAUCAAUUAAAUCUAGGCGAUGAUUUUGUCAAAUCAAUGAAUGAUAAUAAUUCUGAUGUAGCUUCAAAAUAUUUAUCACAAUCACAAACAUCUGGUCGAUUAGUUGGAAAUGGACCAAAUGAUGGUGCUUUAAUUGGUGGAGCAUCAAUUCUUCCUGAUAAUAUAGCAUCAAUGGUUGCAGGAAAUAUGAAUUUACAGUCAGCUUCGUCAAUAUGCCGAAAUCGUGGCUCUGGUUUUACUAAUCCAAUAGUGAAUCCAUCUCACGGAACUGAUUUAUAUCAAUCAUCAUCAAAUAAUCCUGUUUCAUUGUUAUCACCAAAAUCAACUAAUCAGUUUACCCAAUUGUCUAACGCACCUAUAAUGGCAACACCUCCAAUCGUUUACUUUUAUGAUCGUGAUCCAGAAAUAUUUCGUUUCGUAUUAGAUUAUUAUAGAACUGGAGAAUUACAUUUACCAUCAAGUAUAUGUGGUCCAUUUGUACGUAAAGAAUUAAUAUUUUGGGGUAUUGAUGAAGCAUUAAUUGGUCCUUGUUGUAUGCCUGCCUAUAUGAGAUAUGAUGAAGAGAAACGAACAAAAAAUACAUUGUUUCGUGAUUGUUUUGAAGAUAUUGAUUCGAUGCAAAAUCUUGUCAAAUUUUCUAGAGGAUGGAAAAAAUGGCGAUAUAGAAUGUGGUUAUUUAUGGAUCAUCCAUCAUCAUCUUUAGCUGCUAAGAUUUGGGCAUCUGUUCUACUAGUAUUAAUGAUUGCAUCUGUAAUGUGCUAUUGUCUAUCAACACAUGAUGUCUUUCGGACAAAAUCCACUAUUAUGUUAUCUACUGCACUUGAACUAAAUUCAAAUAGUAAUAAUAAUAUUUAUAAUAAUAAUAAUAAUGAAGAGAAUAACUUGAUGACUAAACAAUUUCAUACUGAUCAAAAAACAUCAUAUCCAACUUUUCUAUCUACUACAACCAAUACAUUGAAUACAAUCACAGCUAAAGAUAAACAAUUUAAUACAACAUUUAAUAAUCCAAUAUCUAUUUGUUAUGAUUCAUUAUGGCAUCCAAAUCCUAAAAUACAAAAAGAUUGUUCUACUGAACCAUCGGAAGGAUUAGUUACAUUUGAUAUUUCAUUAAAUUGUUUAUUUACCAUUGAAUUUCUGCUCAAAGUUUUACUUGCACCAGAUAAACCAAAAUUUCUUACAUCUAUUGUAUCAGUAUUUGAUAUGGUGAUAUUAAGUAGUUAUUGGGUAUAUAUGUCAUUAUUUUAUUAUUAUUAUUAUUAUCCUAAAACAACAAUGACAAAUAAUGUUGAAUUAAAAAUUGAACUGAGUGGAUAUUUAUGGCUAUUGAAUAUUUUAUCAAUGACACAAGCAUUACGUAUAUUACGUAUAUUUAAAAUAUCAAAAAUAUCCCGUGGAUUAAGAGUACUUAUAUUGACAGUGAAAAAAAGUAUACCAGAAUUAGUUCUAUUAGGUUUUCUAUUAAUGAAUGGUAUGUUUUUAUUUUCUUCUAUGAUGUAUAUAGCUGAAUAUCGUGUAAAUGAUACAUUUCCUGAUAUACCACAAUCAUUUUGGUGGUCAAUUAUCACUUUAACAGCUGUCGGUUAUGGAGAUAUGCAUCCAAAAGGUGGAGCUGGCUACUUUGUCGGUUCAUUAACCGCUAUAUCUGGUUGUAUUGUUACUGGAUUAGCAAUACCAAUAGUUGGGAAUAAUUUUAAUACAUAUUACAAAUAUAUGAAAAAUCAAUUAAUGGAAGAUAAAUACUUGAAAACAUUACGUAAAGAUAUGGAAGCUACAGGUGGUGUCAGUGGGAAUAAAUCAGGUUUAGGUGUAGCUGCAGAAAAAGGCGGUUUACCAUUGCCAGGUAGAAAACCGCGUAAUAUUAAUCGACGUAUAAUACGUGGUAGUAAAAACAGUAAAAAUGAUACUAUGAAAAGUAGUUUAGUAAAUAUGAUGGAAAUUUGUACACGAUCUAUAAAACGUUUAUUACCAACAGGUUUAGUUAAUAAAAAUAAUUGUAAACCAAUUGGCGUGCCUAAAACUCAAACAACUGAUUCUAUGCAAUUAUUAACAGAAAAUCAAAAACUUCCUAAUGUAUUCACUCGUAAAGCAACUAUACAUGAACUAAAUGAAAGGAAGAAUAGUUAUAAAAAUCAAAAUAAUAUGUCCAGUAAUAAUUUAAUGUCGUGUAAAAAGAAGUUGAGUAAUGAUAAAUUAGAUAUUGAACAUCGACCAAGUUUGAUGUAUCCAUUAGCAACGGAUCAGUUUCUCAAUUCACUUCUACCUUCUCAGUUAUCAUUAAUUCCAACACCUCAAAUAUGGGUAGAUGGUGAAGAGUUUGAUGAUCAGUUGUCAGCUGCAAGUCAUGUGUUUGAUAAUAAUAGUAAUAAUAAUAAUCAUAAUAACAAUAAUAUUAAUACUAUCAAGUCAUCACAAUCAAUUUGUUCUACACCAGGUAUAGAAACUACUGAAACAAUUCAAAAUCAUCCUGAUCAUCAUUAUAUUUAUUCUCGUAUGUCUAUUGUUUCAGAGGAAAUAUUACCUAAUUCUAUACAGAUUUCAUCAGAUAUACCAUGUUGCACAGUGUUGAAUGUUUCCGAUGUAAUACAAAAUGAUGAUAAUAUUAUGUCCAGUGCUGAAGAUGGUGAUGAUGAACAAGAAAAUUCUAGUUGGGAAGUUAAAACAAUGAAAUCAGCAAAUAAAAUUCACAUGAAUUGUGAAAUUAAUACAAUACCACGUAAAUCUCCAUCAUUAACAAUAUCUACACUAAAAAAUAAUAAUAAUGAGGAUAGCAACUAUAGUAAAAAAGAUAAAAAUAAUAAUAACACAGAUAAUAAAAAAAUUAAAAAACCAAUUGCUAAGAGAAUGAAUUAUGUAUAAGUGUGUGAUUCAAUUUAGUCUGUUCAUUAAAUUUAUCUUAAUCUAUCAAUUAAUUACUGACAGUGAAAACAACGUUAUUCAAUAAUUCAACAUUCUUUGAAUACAAAGACUUACAAGUUUUAGGUGACUACUUUACAAAAAUUCACAAUCAUUCAUUGAUGAUCAAUAAAGAAAGCAUAGUUUCAUAGUAAUAAUAAUCUGUAAAUUACAAAUUAAAAAAAAGGUGAUUAUCAUUAUUGUUUUCAUACGAAUGGUUAUUUUGAAUGUAGAUAUUAUUAUUACUACUUUUAACAAUUUUUUUUCUUCUGAUAAAAGUGAUAAAUACUUCAAUAAUCAUUUUC
This is a messenger RNA of Schistosoma margrebowiei, 3518 nucleotides long. The record is from the annotation of a GenBank genome assembly. NCBI's taxonomy places the organism in Eukaryota, Metazoa, Platyhelminthes, Trematoda, Strigeidida, Schistosomatidae.